UAUUCUCAUCUCACAUUGUUCCUCUUCAAUCUCCUCCUUUCAUAUCUUUUGCACCCAAAAAAACUUAAAGAUCUCUCAUGGCGAUGUCUUUCUCAGGAGCUGUUCUCACUGGCAUGGGUUCUUCUUUCCACAGUGGAGCCAAGCAGAGCAGCAUUGGCGCCGUCGGAGUUAGCCGAAAGACUCAGUUCCUCGUCGUCGCUCAGCGCAAGAAGUCGUUGGUCUACGCCGCUAAAGGUGACGGCAACAUCCUCGAUGACCUCAACGAGGCCACAAAGAAAGCUUCGGAUUUCGUGACGGAUAAGACAAAGGAGGCGUUGGCAGAUGGAGAGAAAGCAAAAGACUACGUUGUAGAGAAAACGAGCGAAAACAACGAUACAUUGGCUAAAGAAGCUGAGAAAGCUGCCGCAUAUGUGGAGGAGAAAGGAAAAGAAGCCGCAAACAGUGCCGCUGAUUUCGCUGAGGGUAAAGCAGGAGAGGCUAAGGAUGCCACCAAGUAGAGUCUUAGUCAAUUAGUCCAACCAACCUAAAACUCGUAGAUAUAUUUAUAUAUAUGGAUCUAUCUUCUCUGUCUCUCUUUAUGUUUAAUGUAUUACAAAAAGAUCAGUCUGUUGUAAUGAUUUCUAUUAAAUUCACAUCAACCCUCGCAAUAAGA
This is a messenger RNA of Capsella rubella, 652 nucleotides long. Its product is annotated as protein COLD-REGULATED 15A, chloroplastic. The transcript is spliced from 2 exons. The coding region runs from base 78 to 497 and encodes 139 amino acids. The record is from RefSeq and is a predicted model, not a curated record. NCBI's taxonomy places the organism in Eukaryota, Viridiplantae, Streptophyta, Magnoliopsida, Brassicales, Brassicaceae.